AUUUUACAUUUUGAGGAUUCCAGACUUUUCCAAAGUGGCUGCACUAUUUCCCAUUCCCACCAGCAGCGUACGAGGACUCCACUUUUGUCCAUAUCCUCACCAGUAGUUGCUAUUGUCAGUCUUUUUUACUAUUGCCACACUAGUGAAUGUGAAGUGGUUUUUAUAUGGUUUUGUGAUGUUUUACUUUUCUCAUCAGACCAUAAAGGAGGCAAAUAAUGAUAGAUGCUAAUAUAGAUGAACUUCACUUUAAACAUUCUCUUCUGUAUUGAAAAGCUUGUCCUCCCAAAAUAUGGUGGUGAAUUUUUACUUUGCAAAAGGAUAAGAGUACUUGAACUUUUUCACUGCCAAAUUUGGAUAUAUUCCCUCAGUGUGCCUUACCUUUGCUUUUAACUGUGCAGCUAAAAAUUUAAUAGGAAGCGUCCUCAGUUUGUUUACAUUAUCCUUUGAUUUAUCUAGAUGGUACUUACACACAACUUUUUGGCAACAUGUUAUUUAAAGCAAAGGUGUAUCUGUAAUGGGAGUUGUGUAACCAGGGUUCUCACUGGAAUGACACUAUAUCAAGUAUCUUUAGCAAAUGUUCCUAGUAUAAGUGUUAUCAGUGAUGUUGGACCAUAACUUUCUUAUCUUUAAACUAAGAUAAAUUUAGUAUUAUGUUUAUAAGCAGCAUUGUUCUGUAAUUUCAGGUAAGUAAUCUUUCAGUAUUACCCUGCAAAUUAGUCAACAUGGAGCAGCAGAUUUUCGGUGUCUGAGUUUGUCUUUUGAAUGCUGCAAAUUAUGUAAACAAUACCCAAGUGAAUGUGUUGGCAGAGAGUGUAGUUGGGCUACAGUUCUAACUUAUGUGUGAGUUUGAAGUACUCUUGUGUUCUGGAUUGUGAUUUAUGUCGCUGGACGGAGUGGCCCAGUGCCAGACAACCCUCGACGUCCCUGGACAGCAUCUUUCUGUGCUAGUCUGUAACCACCUGUUGAAAGGAGAAACAUUUCAUCCACAUUAUGAUAUUAGGAAGUGAAGCUCUUUAAAAAAAUUCUUUAUUUUAAUGUAAUUCAUACUUUCAUAUGUGUCAUGUUGCAGCUUUAUCGCUAUGCUACAGCUCAAGCAACGACCAGCAGAAAUUCUCUUUUGACAGAUGUAAUUGCUGCUUAUCAAAGAUUCUGUUCUCGACCUCCAAAAGGAUUUGAAAAAUACUUUCCUAAUGGAAAAAAUGGGAAAAAAGCUAGUGAACCUAAAGAAGCUAUGGGAGAAAAAAAAGAAUCAAAGUCAGCUGCUACCCCACGACCUUCCGGAGGAGGAGUUGGUGGCGGUGGAAAACGAGGUGGCAAGAAAGAUGAUUCUCACUGGUGGUCCAGGUUUCAGAAGGGUGACUUUCCAUGGGAUGACAAGGAAUUCAGGAUGUACUUUGUCUGGACUGCUCUGUUUUGGGGUGGAGUCAUGUUUUACUUCCUAUUCAGGAGCUCCGGAAGAGAAAUCACAUGGAAGGACUUCGUCAAUAACUAUCUUUCUAAAGGAGUAGUAGACAGACUGGAAGUCGUCAACAAGCGUUUUGUUCGAGUGACUUUUACACCAGGAAAAACUCCUGUUGAUGGGCAGUACGUUUGGUUUAAUAUUGGCAGUGUGGACACCUUUGAGCGGAAUCUGGAAACUUUACAGCAGGAAUUGGGCAUAGAAGGGGAGAAUCGGGUACCCGUUGUCUACAUUGCUGAAAGUGAUGGUUCCUUCCUCCUGAGCAUGCUGCCCACGGUGCUCAUCAUCGCAUUCUUACUGUAUACCAUACGAAGGGGGCCUGCUGGUAUUGGUCGAACAGGCCGUGGGAUGGGUGGACUCUUCAGUGUUGGAGAAACCACUGCCAAGGUCUUAAAGGAUGAGAUAGAUGUGAAGUUCAAAGAUGUGGCUGGCUGCGAGGAGGCCAAACUAGAGAUCAUGGAAUUUGUGAAUUUCUUGAAAAACCCAAAGCAGUAUCAAGACCUAGGAGCAAAAAUUCCAAAGGGUGCCAUUCUCACUGGUCCUCCAGGCACCGGGAAAACACUGCUAGCUAAGGCCACAGCUGGAGAAGCCAACGUCCCUUUCAUCACUGUUAGUGGAUCCGAGUUUUUGGAGAUGUUUGUUGGUGUGGGUCCAGCUAGAGUUCGAGACUUAUUUGCCCUUGCUCGGAAGAACGCCCCUUGCAUUCUCUUCAUUGAUGAAAUAGACGCCGUGGGAAGGAAGAGAGGAAGAGGCAACUUUGGAGGGCAGAGUGAACAGGAGAAUACACUUAAUCAGUUGCUUGUGGAAAUGGAUGGUUUUAACACAACAACAAAUGUUGUCAUUUUAGCAGGCACCAAUCGACCAGAUAUCCUAGAUCCCGCACUGAUGAGACCAGGGCGCUUUGAUAGGCAAAUCUUUAUUGGACCACCAGACAUAAAAGGAAGAGCCUCUAUUUUCAAAGUUCACCUCAGACCACUAAAACUGGACAGUACCUUGGAGAAGGAGAAACUGGCAAGAAAACUUGCAUCCUUAACCCCAGGGUUUUCAGGAGCUGAUGUGGCUAAUGUCUGUAAUGAAGCUGCUUUGAUUGCUGCGAGACACCUUUCAGAGUCUAUAAACCAGAAACACUUUGAACAAGCAAUUGAACGAGUGAUUGGUGGUUUAGAGAAAAAAACCCAGGUUCUGCAGCCUGAGGAGAAGAAAACUGUGGCAUACCAUGAGGCAGGUCACGCGGUUGCUGGCUGGUAUCUGGAACAUGCAGACCCACUUCUGAAGGUGUCCAUCAUCCCAAGGGGCAAAGGUCUGGGUUACGCUCAGUAUUUACCCAAAGAACAAUACCUGUACACCAAAGAGCAGCUCUUGGAUAGGAUGUGCAUGACUCUGGGCGGCCGGGUGUCAGAAGAAAUCUUCUUUGGAAGAAUUACAACUGGUGCUCAAGAUGACUUGAGAAAAGUGACUCAGAGUGCAUAUGCCCAAAUUGUUCAGUUUGGCAUGAAUGAAAAGGUUGGGCAAAUCUCCUUUGACCUCCCACGUCAGGGUGACAUGGUAUUAGAGAAACCUUAUAGUGAAGCCACUGCAAGACUGAUAGAUGAUGAAGUACGAAUACUUAUUAAUGAUGCUUACAAAAGAACAGUAGCUCUUCUCACAGAAAAGAAAGCUGAUGUGGAGAAGGUUGCUCUUCUGUUACUAGAAAAAGAAGUGUUAGAUAAGAAUGAUAUGGUUGAACUUCUGGGUCCCAGACCAUUUGCGGAAAAAUCUACCUAUGAAGAAUUUGUGGAGGGCACCGGCAGCUUGGAUGAGGACACCUCCCUUCCAGAGGGCCUGAAGGACUGGAACAAAGAGCGGGGAAAGGAGAAAGAGGAGUCCCCGGAGGAGAAAAUCGCCAAUCAGAUCCGAGGAGGGAGGCCCUUUUAGCUUGUAUUGUGGCUUCGGUAUGCACGUUAUUUCAACUCAGGCUUUCUCAAAAGAAUGAGAGCACUGCUGAGUUGAUCUCAACUAGCUGCUGACCAGUUGAAGUGGUGGGAAGAGGAGCACUUAAUCCUCAGCUUCAGAAGUCCCAGUAGGUGUGGCAGGGUGGUUUUCCCCACGGCCCGGGCCCUUGGACAGCCACUGGGAGAGGUGCCUGGUACUGUUCCCUCCACCGCUGGUGAAGGCAGCUGGCCAUGUCAGGGGGAGAGGCGCUGAAAGCGAGCCGGUGGGGGGGGUCUCUUCUACUUCCCAUCGCCCACUCUUCAUUCCUGUUUCCCUUCAGAGGCUGUGAAAUUAAAUUGGACUCCUGAUAAGAAUAUUUUAAUUUGACUAAUACUUUAAAGAUUGAAUCCAGAUCACAUGUUUGUUUUAAUGGAAUGGUUUUCUACAGAGAGCUGUAACAUAUUAAAAAAUAUAAAUGUAUUAUGUAAAUACGGCUUCUUUACAUCAAAAAAUAAAGUGUAAACAUUUUA
This is a messenger RNA of Miniopterus natalensis, 3900 nucleotides long. Lineage: Eukaryota; Metazoa; Chordata; Mammalia; Chiroptera; Miniopteridae. The record is from RefSeq and is a predicted model, not a curated record.